AUGUCCGACCUCGCACCCACCUCUCUCACUCAACUGCCAGAGGAAGCCAUCCGUUGCUUCUACUCAGCAGCCGAACUGCAGAACUACUUUGCGAGGAUCAAUAUUCCAGCCGCACAUCUCUCCUCUCCUGUUCUUUCCAACAGCGCUCUUGCAAGAACCAAGGAGCAUGGGCUUCCAUUACUAGAGGCAUUAUGCCGCCAUCACACCUGCAAUGUCCCUUUCGAGAACCUCAUCCUCCACUACUCCACUAGCAAANAAGUCAACCUCGAGAUUUCUCACCUUUACGCUUGGUUUGUGACUAAGCGCCGCGGCGGCCGCUGCAUGGAGAGCAAUACUUUCUUUGGCACUGUGUUGCGGUCACUAGGCUACCAGGUACGCAAUUGCGGUGGCAGGGUAAGCAGGGCGAUGAGUCCCUUCCCAGAGGUCCGCAAGAACCAAGCACAUACCUAUGAUGGCUUGAACCAUAUGCUCAAUCUCGUGCGAUUCGAGGAUGAGUGGUAUGUAGUGGACGUAGGCAUGGGUGCUAUGGGUCCCAAUAUGCCAUACCCUCUACGCGACAACUUCGAAACCACCAGCAUAGCACCAAGAAGAAUUCGCAUUCAGCGACGCGCAAUCAGCGAAUCUUAUGCCAUGGAAGACGCUCCAAAGUUGUGGUGUUAUGAUGUUUGCUACGAUCCCACACACGGGGAACAGAACAACUGGAUCCCUACUUACUGCUUCACGGAGAUGGAGUUCUUGCCUCAGGAUUAUGAAGUUAUGUCGUGGUACACUUCCACACACGCGAACUCAUUCUUUACGCGCUACAUGACAGCGACGAGGAUGCUCAUGGAUGCUGAGCAAGAAAAGAUUAUCGGUAGUCUCACUUUGUUCAAAGACACCAUCAGAGAGCAGAGAGGCAGUGAACGGGAAGUUGUCAAGGAGUGUAAGACAGAAGAUGAACGUGUCGAGGCUCUGAAGGAUAUCUUUGGGAUUGAGUUGACGNGGGAGGAAAGAGAUGCUCUGUCUCCGGAUCACAAAUUAGCCUAA
Messenger RNA from Aureobasidium musti, 1026 nucleotides. The record is from the annotation of a GenBank genome assembly. NCBI's taxonomy places the organism in Eukaryota, Fungi, Ascomycota, Dothideomycetes, Dothideales, Saccotheciaceae.